AUGUCGGCUACUGUUGGUUUAAUGGAUGAAGCGCUUCAGCAUAGCCUGGCGACCUCUGAAGAGGAUGCCGAAUAUGAGGAGGACGAUCUAGUGGACGAUCUGAUGGCGGAAAACGAGAAUGCUGUGGCUGCGAACUACCAACUACAGAAUGGGCUAGGUGUAGAUCAUGGGGACGAUUCGGAGGAUGAUGAUCUCAGUACUGAACAUGCCAUGCUCACGGACGCGGAUGGAGAAGAUGAGGACAUGCCAGAUUCGCCGCAGAAUAUCGAGGAGGAAAGUGAGGAAGAAGAGGAGGAGGAUGGGGAAGGGGUCGGUGCUGUAAAAAUACAGCCUGGCCUUCUAGAGGAUGAUGAGGAAGCUAUGUCAGCAACAGAAGAGGAAGAUGAUGAAAGCGUUGCCAGUGUGGAUGAUGAAGAUGACGACGAAGAAUCAAAAGGUUCCUCGGAUGCGGAGAUUGAGGUGGGUUGGAAGUCGGCUGGAGAAGAUGAAGAAGAAGAGAUUGCGAAUCCUAAUCGAUGCAUAUUUUGCCAACAAGAUGAGGAAAAUGACCCUAGCGAGGAGUUUGAAAUGUACCUGUCCUGCGCUGUUUGCGGCGACAAUGCUCAUAGACAAUGCGCUCGAGGUGCAGAAGCCUUGAAGCCAGAUGACGAUGCUGAAAAGUGGUAUUGCCCUGACUGUGUUUCCAACAAUCUUGUUCCCGAGCUUGAAGAAGAACCCCAGGCCGAGGAAGUUCUUGAUGCCACAGCAAGGCGAAUAUCACGAGACAGGCUUCCUGGCGAUUUAUUACCAUCCCAGAGAGCAAUAAAGCCAGACUCCCAUUCGGUAUUCAACCAACUGAUUGCCCCAGACGACCCCUUGGAUGGAUCAAGAUUAUUACGCAAAAGGAAACCAUCUUCAAUAUCAGGGGAUGCCGAAGAACCCAGUGCAGUAGUCCCAAGGCGGCGGAAUCAGCCUAAGCAGCGCGCAGGUGGUGAACCCAACCAAAUUCCUGCCUCUGAAGAACCCAAAGCGGAUGAAGAAAACGAUCUCCAAUCGCCUACAAGCCCAAAGAACCAAAGAUCGUUAAGGCCUAAGGUUGCACAGGUUUCAUAUGUUACUGUUCUUGAACGCGGACCCCAGGUGCUCAAGUUGAUGUUUCAGCUAAACCCAGCCGAUCUUGCUCAUAUCCAGGCACGUGCUCCUAAGCCAGUGAAGAAACGAGUUCGACACCCUCCUGGUGGCCGUGCCGUACCUACCACCUUAGAAGUUUCCACCUUUACCCCUUCUACUUAUACACAGCCUUUCUAUUCACUACAUGAAAGAGAAAUGAAUGAGCUGCAAUCAAAACCUUAUGGUGGCAUUUUGGACGAGACUGAAGCCGACACCUCGCUGACGCUACCUAAGCCCGAGCACCGAAGACAGUUCGAUGAAGCUAGGCAGAAAGCAGAAGAAGAGUGGAAAGCGAGGACUGCCGCUGUUGCUGAGGCUGCAGCAACGGCUGGUAUCAAGAAACCACGAAAAGUCUCCGGGCCAGCAAGCCAAAUCGAGUACAUUGAGUUCGGACAAUAUCAGAUUGACAUCUGGUAUGCUGCACCAUAUCCCGAAGAAUACAGUAGAAACCAAGCACUUUUCAUAUGCGAGUUCUGCCUCAAAUACAUGGAGUCUGCUACUGUUGCCUGGCGUCACAAAACAAAAUGUCCCUGGAAGCAUCCACCGGGGGACGAGAUAUACCGCGACGGUAAUAUCUCGAUGUUUGAAGUUGACGGCCGAAAGCAAUCCCUUUACUGCCAGAAUCUAUGUCUCCUUGCCAAGUUAUUUCUAGGAUCAAAAACGCUUUACUACGAUGUGGAGCCAUUUUUGUUCUACGUUCUUACUGAAUACGACGACUUAGGCUACCACUUCGUGGGCUACUUCUCGAAAGAGAAACGUCCUACUAGUCUGAACAACGUGUCUUGUAUUCUGGUUCUCCCAAUCUUUCAGCGCAAGGGUUAUGGCAAUUUGCUCAUUGACUUUUCGUACCUUCUCACACGAGUUGAAAAGAAGACUGGCUCUCCCGAAAAGCCUCUCUCGGAUAUGGGAUUGGUAUCAUAUCGCAAUUACUGGCGCCUUGUUCUGUGCCAUUACCUCAAAGAUUUCAAAGCUGGUGAUCAGAUACCGAGCAUCAAGACGAUGUCUGACGAUCUUGGCCUUACUCCUGACGACAUCGUCUCGGCUCUUGAGCAAUUGAAAGCCUUGAUUCGCGAUCCUGUUACAGGAACCUACGCUUUGCAGCUGAGAACAGAGCUGUAUAAAGAUGUGAUUCAACACCAUGAAGCGAAAGAGUAUGCUUCAAUAAAUCCGAAAAAGCUCGUCUGGACACCAUAUAUCAUGGGCAGGGGUAAUACCGCAGCGUUCGAUCAUGUACCGCCACUUGGCGUAGUUGCCCCUCGUGAAGAGGAAGAUGACAGUACCGAGUUGAGUAGUCUGCCUGAAAGCAGUAAACGGGAUUUCGAGGCAUUUGCGGGCGGUGAUGAAGACACGAUUAUCGUGACAGAAUCAAUGGGGAAACUAACGACUAAGCUUGCUGGAUCGGUUGUUAAUGGGGGUUCUCAUGGUUCCGUGAAUGGCUCUGGAGUCCAAAUCAAAGUUAAUGGCGUUCCCAAAAAGUUGUCAUAUUACGAGGCAGCCGCUGCAAUCGCUCCAACACGAUUUGAGGUAUUCCCCCCGCCUCCCGGAACUCGAAACCGUGCCACACCUCGCGCGUCUGGGUCUAGGCCUCGGCCCAGAACAACGAACGGCACGCCUUCACGUCCUGCUACAUCGCGAUCUGGUGGAGGUUCAUCGCGACGUUCAACUAAUUCUCGGACCAGUGGACGGAGGAAGAGUGGAGGCACUGGUCGCGGACCUGGUCGAUGGCCUAAGGGGACUAAGAAGGGUGAUUUUGGCAAUGCUGAUAGUGGUCCAGGAAUGCCACCAAAACUAUCAAAACAGAGAAGUCGAUUAGGACAGGAAGUGAUCUUGGGCGAUGGUGAUGACGAGAUCGAAAAUGAUGGGGAGAUUCCAGGAGAGGACGAAGAUGGAAUCGUUUACGAAACUCCUGCGCAGAAGAAGCGCCGUGAUCGAGAAUCUACUCGAGGAAAAGGACUAGGGAAACCUGUUUUGGGUGGCAAAGGUCCAUUGAUUGGUAAAGGGCCUCUUGGGAAGCCUGUAGCUGUCGAGGAACCUGUUGACGAGGAAAUGGAGGAUGCGCCGCUGAUUACUGGAGAUCUAGAUGCUGAGGCAGAGGAUGAAUAG
This is a messenger RNA of Glarea lozoyensis ATCC 20868, 3252 nucleotides long. Its product is annotated as Acyl-CoA N-acyltransferases (Nat). Gene Ontology annotation, molecular function: histone acetyltransferase activity. Gene Ontology annotation, biological process: regulation of DNA-templated transcription. The coding region runs from base 1 to 3252 and encodes 1083 amino acids. The record is from RefSeq and is a predicted model, not a curated record. The transcript is spliced from 4 exons. NCBI's taxonomy places the organism in Eukaryota, Fungi, Ascomycota, Leotiomycetes, Helotiales, Helotiaceae.